Molecule: messenger RNA, 1161 nt
Organism: Solanum stenotomum
Lineage: Eukaryota; Viridiplantae; Streptophyta; Magnoliopsida; Solanales; Solanaceae
Exons: 6
Coding region: 140-892 (250 amino acids)
Source: RefSeq, a predicted model, not a curated record
CUGCUGCAAAGGUAUUCUCUCAUCAUCAAUCAUCUUCUGAUAUGACAUGGAGUUUAGACUAUUCUCUAAUGGGUUGAGUUAUAUCUAACUUUUUCAGAAAAAGAGUGAAAGGAACAAAGGAAGUCGGAAGAAGUUGACUAUGCCACACACAUCAGGAAGAAAGAGUUAUUCUCAAAUUAUAGAUAAUAUGACAAAGGAGAAGGGUGUAAAACCAACUCAUAUAGAUGUGUUCAAAAAAACACAUACGAAAAAGAACAAUGAACCAAUAAAUGAAGAAGCUAGUGAAGUUAUGAAAGAAAUGAAUGAUCUUGUUGAGGUAUAUCCUGAGUUAAAUGUACCUGGAAGUGCUCCAAAUGAUGUGUACUCACAAGUAAUGGGGCCAGAUACUCAUGGAAAUGUCCGAACUCUAGGAAAAGGAGCAGCUCCAAGUUUUGUUUAUGGCCCAUUAUAUAAGCGAUCCCAAAAUGAGCAAAGAGAUUUUGAUAAAAGAGUUGAGAUAGAAGUUCAAAAAGUAACCUCUACUCUGAAAAUUGAGAUGGAGGAAAAGUUGUUUGAAGCGAAAGAAGAAAUUGAAAUGAUGGAUAAGAAGUUAUCGAAAGCAGAGGAGGAUAUGGAAAUGAUGAAGAAAAAAUUAUCUGAAGCAAAUAUGAAUAUGGAAGAAAAAAUAGAUGAUAAAGUAAAAGCAGGGAUACUAGCGUAUGUAGAUUCUUUGGGUAUUACUCUUGGCUCAAAUAGAAAAUCAUUUAGUAAUGAGCAGGUUUCUAAUAAAUCUAUUGAAGAUCGCCAACAAUCAUUAUCGCCCGUUUCAGUUGUUGACCCAGAAAAGGAAAACAUGGUCCGGAAGACGGGAAGAAGUGCAGUUGGCCAAGGAAAAAAAAAGUGGAAUUUUUGAAGGGGAACGAUUGAGGUGAUCAAUUACUAGCAACAAGAUGCUUAACCUGUGGAUUGAUGAUUUUACAAAGCUAUUUCAUGUUUUAUUCACGAAAUUAAGAGAUCUAAUCCAAUUAGGAGUUGAUAAAAUGUGAAAAACAGGUGGUAAUUUUGAAAUUAUUAGCAUCUAGUUAUAUUUCAAUUUUACUUGAGAUAGAACACAUUAUUUACUUUGAGAUCAUUUAACUUUUACUGGACACUUAUUUAUAUUGCUACUUUGCUAUUUGAUUA